Molecule: messenger RNA, 2793 nt
Organism: Cydia splendana
Lineage: Eukaryota; Metazoa; Arthropoda; Insecta; Lepidoptera; Tortricidae
Gene: ArfGAP3
Product: ADP-ribosylation factor GTPase-activating protein 3
Exons: 11
Coding region: 81-1601 (506 amino acids)
Biological process (GO): COPI coating of Golgi vesicle
Molecular function (GO): GTPase activator activity
Source: RefSeq, a predicted model, not a curated record
UAUGCAAUGGGGGGGAUGAACCGAUCGUUCGUCGUGGUGACAAGUUUGACAUCUGACAUUUACGUGACAACACGUCGAAAAUGGCUGACUCGGGGCCAAGUAAAAGCGAUAUUGAAGCAGUUUUUCAAAGAUUACGAGCCAUACAGGCUAAUAAAGUAUGUUUCGACUGCAACGCGAAGAACCCUACGUGGUCGUCGGUGACGUACGGGGUGUUCAUCUGCCUGGACUGCUCCGCCGUACACCGCAGCCUCGGCGUGCACCUCACGUUCGUGCGCUCCACGCAGCUCGACACCAACUGGACAUGGAAGCAGCUGCGCAACAUGCAGCUGGGCGGGAAUGCCAACGCCACUCAGUACUUCCGCACACACGGUCUGAACACGGAGGACGCGCGGCAGAAGUACAGCUCGCGCGUGGCGGAGAUGUAUCGCCAGAAGCUCAGCACCAUGUCUGAGCAGGCGAUGAAGACCUACGGGACCAAGCUCCACAUAGAGCCCGCGCCGGCAGAAGUGAAGGAAACAAAGGAGGUAGAGUCGGAUUGGUUUGCCGAGACCACCGCCACCUCACUCAGCACUAACUCUAACCUGCAUGCCGCACCGCAGGUGGACAACAAACCGGAGGCGCUGAGCUCCGGACAGCGACUGUGGGAGUCGCCCGCGCAGUCUACCGCGCGCAAACCUCAGCCCAAGCGAACCACGUUGGGAGCCCGCAAGGGCGGCCUAGGCGCCACCAAGGUGGCCGCCAACUUCGAGGACAUGGAGCGCGAAGCCAUGAUGGCGGAGAAGCUGAAGGCCGAGGCAACGCAGUCGCAGUCGACCGCCGGCAUCGAGCAAGUGGAGCAGGAAGUGGCGAGUCUGCGGCUGGCGUACAACGCGGGGGGCAAGGCGGAGGCCGACCGGCUGGGGAUAGCUGCGGCUCACAGGGGGACCUCACACGGUGUGUCACAUUCUGCCAUGUCAGACAUGACAAUAAUAGAACAGGAAGGCGCGCCGGCGAACAACACGAGGUCUACGCUUGAUGAACUGGACGACUUCAACUCCGUCUUCACAAUGAUCAGGAGCGAGCCGUACAGCAGCGGGCGGGGCGGCGGGGCGGGCGGGCUGGACGCGCUGCUCGGCGACGCGCACAGCCGCGCCAAGCCGCUGUCCGCCGAGUGGGAGAACAUCGAGCCGGAACCCUCGCGCACGGUGCACACGAUGUUCUCCCCCACGGAACAGCGUACGCCGGCGCCGGCGCAGGCCGCCGCCGCGAGCCGCUCGCGGGGCGGCGCCGGGGCGCGCAGGCCGGAGCCCGCGGAGGACGACUCGGCCGUCAAGAAGUUCGGCUCCGCCAAGGCUAUCAGCUCGCAGCAGUUCUUCGGGGAACAGGACAACCGGUUCGAGCGCGACGCGAACCUGUCCCGCUUCCAAGGCAGCAGCAGCAUCAGCUCCGCCGAGUACUUCGGCCGGCCCGAGCGAGCUCCCCAGCCUUCCUUCGCCGUCUCAGCGCCACAACUCGAUGAGGUGCGCGAGUCAGUCCGCGCGGGCGUGACCCGCGUGGCGGGGCGGCUGUCGUCGCUGGCCAACGGCGUCGUGUCCUCCAUCCAGGAGCGCUACGGCUACUGAUACUCCCCUCCCCUCCCCUCCCCCCGCACCCGCCCACGCCGGGCUAAUCUUACAACCUUACUGAUACUGACAUUCUACCGACGAGAUUCGCUUUUAAAUGGUACGACAAUAUAGUACUAAAAUCUUGAUAAAAAGCACAAUUCGAAACACCUACUACAUGGUAUGGAGGUAAAUAAUAAUAUACAACUUUUGUCUUCGACAUUAAGCAUUCGUUAAAUCGUUAAUUUGUACCCUCUAAAAUGAUGUAUCCCCGCGUAUGAUACAUGUUUUUAGGAUUGAGAUUUCUCGUCUGUUGAAUUAUAUUUCGAUCGUUUUCACAUGUAAUCUGUUCUGAAUCUGAAACUUUUCAGAUUCGAAACGAAUGCAGUGUGCUCUUAGUGAGUGUUCGUAUCGAUAUAUUCGAUGCCAAGUAGUAAAUAUUGACUGUAAGUUUGUUUAUAAUGCGAGCGGGAAACAUAACAAUAUAUUAUAUCACACUUACAAUAAGUUGCAGACUUGUCUGUCAUUUUUACUAACAAAUCUUUAAACCCGACUUUAUAUUUUUUUUACGUAACGAAGGUUCCGGGCUAUAUUUUAGCCAUAGACAAAGACACAGUAAGACGCGCAAAGUAGUGAAAAAAAAAUUACAGAAUUGGCAGCCACUAUCGCUUGAUAACCUAGCACCAUCUAGUUCCAAUUGUCUGCUGUCAAUAUCGUUUAUUCUACGGUGAUAUCGAGCGUUAAUCUUACGAAUAUACAAUAUGUAACAUGAUUGUUGUAAAUGUGAAUAUUAUGAUAUUAAAAGUGGUGGUACUGGUAUUCGACAGAUGAUAUUAAAGCGUUCAUAUGAAAGAAAUGCAAAUGUACUGUGAUAUUGCAUUUACUAACAUUCUACAUCUAAUAAUGAGUUAAAAUAUUGUCAGUCAGCAAGCCUAUGAUGGUCGCACUUUCACCGUCUGCCAUUGUGCCAUUGUGGUCGUACGUUCUAUAAAGAAUGUGAGUGCGAAAGAACCAUAAUAUCUUUCGCUAAUUGUUAAGUAUUGAGACUGUGAUAGUUAUUUAAAAAACUCGUAAUCGCUCUUUGGUCUUCUGUCGACUGCCAGCUCCGAAAAGUUCACGAAAAAAUCACGAAUCGCUAUGUAAAUAUUGUAAUAUAACGUUUUGUAUAUCAUAUACAGUGUUAGACAGCCACUACUCAGAAAUACAGUCAAGU